GCCAGAGCGCUCCACGAGCACUGCAGCGGAUUGGCAUGGCGCAGAGCGACUCCCUACAAAUCGACGCACAGCGAGAGCACCAGGAAGGAAGAUCUGAGCAAGUGAUGUUGUGACGCCAAAGGUAUUCAAAAUGCAAGCAGCCAGCAAUGAGAGGGCCGGCGCUCAGAAAGGCAACGCCUUCUUGGGCGUUUCGCAAAGGACGCUUCUGCUGCCCCGCACUUGUAACGGGCAGGAAAAGCAACGGUCGUGGUUGAUAUUUGGGUAUUCCAGGGGACCUGCCCAGAGUUCCACAGGAGGGUUGUCAGAAACCCAGCGAGCAUGUGUUUUUGCCAAAAGAAAUGCGAUCGACCUGUCCAACUUCCCUUUUUCACUCAGAGAGAGCAGGGGAAGUCGAUAUGUACCGAUUGCCGGCCAGUCAAACAGCAUUACAAAUUCCUUAGCCACUCGUCAAAAUAAAAGUGCGGCGAGAAAGAUGGAGAUUGGCGAAUAUGCACACAACGUGUUUUGGCAUAUUCGCCUAUAGGCAAAUCCCGCACCGCGCAUAGCACUGAAGGCGUAUUAGGAGAAAAAGCAGAGGACAUGCAGAGCAAGGGUGGGAACUGGGGCAAAGGAACAAACAGAGCGUCAUAAUAGCUCGCACUUUACCUUGUGCUUAGUGGUGGUACUGUUGCUGUCCCGCACGCUAGAGUCGCGGAUGUGGAUGCUGAUAGAUUUUGGCUGCUGUGCAACGCUGGCUGACUGGCCCUCAGCCGAUAGCACUGGUUUAGCCGGUGCGCCCUCGGCCCCAGUGACUGAGGAUGCGGCCGGCCCAUCCUCGAUCGCAAUAUCUCCCAGCGCCAGAGUCGCCCGC
Linderina pennispora is the source of this 850-nucleotide messenger RNA. RefSeq lists its product as uncharacterized. Lineage: Eukaryota; Fungi; Kickxellomycota; Kickxellomycetes; Kickxellales; Kickxellaceae. The transcript has a single exon. The record is from RefSeq and is a predicted model, not a curated record. Bases 131 to 523 code for a protein of 130 amino acids.